AUUUGGGAUUGACAAAGAGAUUGCAGCAUCUUUACCUUGGGGUCAGCAGCACAGAAUACUCUCUGAUUCAACAGACAAGUCUCAAAGCCUGUACACUGCAGAUCUUAACAAAGAUGAAGGCCGACCCCACCAGGUGUAGUAAAGCGAAGGAAACCUAUCUGGAGCAGCUGCAGGCUCUUGUCAAAGAUCUGGACCAGGCUCUCAAAAAAUUUUUGGAUUCCAAUGAGCUAUCACCAGAUCCCUGCUUUGUGUAUCUGUUCUCUGUACUUAAUGACUUGGAGAAUGGGAAGAUAUCAGACAUUCUUAAACAUCUACAACACGCUGUGAAGAACAUAGCACCUUGUGGAAUAGUCCUGCAGAACACCUGUAUCAGGAAGGUGACGGCCAUUAUGCAUGAACCGACAGGCUCCUCGGAUAACCCAGUCCGGUUCACGGGCCGGUUUAACCGUCACCAUUCCGGUUCACGCUACGGUAGAAAAUGUCCAAAACCCUGGAAGUAUCAGAUUAAAGAUUCACUAUCCUGACCAGAAGAGUUAUCUCAUCAUUCCACAGAAGAAUCAUUUCACAAAGCUCGUUUCCGCUCCAUCAU
Messenger RNA from Saccostrea cuccullata (small rock oyster), 589 nucleotides. RefSeq names its product integrator complex subunit 4-like. The record is from RefSeq and is a predicted model, not a curated record. The transcript has 4 exons. The annotation marks the transcript as partial. Lineage: Eukaryota; Metazoa; Mollusca; Bivalvia; Ostreida; Ostreidae.